Molecule: messenger RNA, 6231 nt
Organism: Drosophila willistoni
Lineage: Eukaryota; Metazoa; Arthropoda; Insecta; Diptera; Drosophilidae
Gene: peb
Exons: 2
Coding region: 64-6180 (2038 amino acids)
Biological process (GO): regulation of transcription by RNA polymerase II
Cellular component (GO): nucleus
Molecular function (GO): DNA-binding transcription activator activity, RNA polymerase II-specific; RNA polymerase II cis-regulatory region sequence-specific DNA binding
Source: RefSeq, a predicted model, not a curated record
UUAGUCGAUAAACUCGAUCUCAAUUUGUAACAAAUAUAACAACAAACAACAACAACAACGAAAAUGCUAGCAACAACAACAACAACAACAACAUCCACUGAUAUGGAACGUCAACGUAGAGAUUCCACAACCUCAGAAUCCUCAUUGGAACAUCUUGAUCUUGGCCGCACACCAAAGAAAUUAAGCAGCGCCAGCGGAACGCUGCAGCCAACCUCAACGCCACACACUGCAACAGCAGCAGCAGCAGCAACAACAAUAGCAACAUCCCGUAAACGUAAAUUGCGGCAACAGCAACAACAUCAGCAGCAGCAGCAACAUGAUUUACUCUCACUCUCCGAGGAUGAAGAAGAUGCCGAGGAGGAGUCUGCACCAACAAUUGCCAAUGGUGCAGCAGCUGCGCAGCAGCAACAGCAACGCCCACGCCAUAAACAGCGACGCAACGGCUCUGUUGCCGCCGCUGCUAGCGCCAGCAUUGUAAUCGAUGGCCCAGCCGAUGCCAAUUCACUGCGCAAGAAAUUUCGCUUGAACCACAGCAAUAGCAGCAGUCUAAUCAAUGGCGAACUAUCCGAAUCGGGUUUCGUCGAUGGCAGCGCACACAGUGGCUAUCUAAUUGGCAAUAGUCAUGCCUCUGCCGUUAUUAGUGCUGCUGCUGCCGCCGUCAGUAAUAGCAGCAACAGUAGCAGCAGCAACAGCAGCAACCAAAGCCACAACAGCAGCAGCUCGGGCUCCUCUUCGCCUCAAGGCCUUUGCAUGUCAUCGUCCAGUGCUGGCGGCGAUGAGCACAUGAAAUAUGUAUGCCCCAUCUGUGAGGUUGUCUCGGCCACGCCCCAUGAGUUUACCAAUCACAUCCGAUGUCAUAAUUAUGCCAAUGGCGAUACCGAAAAUUUCACCUGUCGCAUUUGCUCCAAGGUACUAUCCUCAGCCUCAUCUUUGGAUAGGCAUGUUCUGGUACAUACAGGUGAACGACCCUUUAAUUGUCGCUACUGCCACCUGACAUUUACCACAAAUGGUAAUAUGCAUCGUCAUAUGCGUACACACAAGCAACAUCAAACGGCAGCAGCAGCAGCAGCAGGUGGUGCCGGCAGCAAUACAUCAUCCCUGACGGCACAGCAAAGACGCCAACAACAACAGCAACAGCAGCAGCAACAACAACAGCAGCAGCAGCAGCAGCAACAACAACAGCAACACCAAACAAAACAUCAACAGCAAAAGCAACAAAAUUCAUUGAUUGCUGAUGUCAAUUCUGGUAGCUAUGAAAGUGAUGCUAGUUGCUCCACAGAUAUGUCAAGUAAUCAAAGCCAAAGCAGCAAUCAUAGCCACAGUAGCAACAACAACAACAAUAAUAAUAAUAACAAUAACAACAACAACAACAAUAAUAAUAAUAAUAUUAAAAUUACAAACAAUAAUCAAGAGGAGCGCAUCAAGGAAGAGCAAAUGGAUGCGGAGGAUGAGCAAGUAGAUGGAGAAGCAGCUGUCGUAAUGGACGAAUUGCCGAUAUUAAAACAAAAACGUCGCCUAAAGACGACAAUUAAUAAUAAUAAUAUAAUAAACGACGAUCACGAUGAUGAUGACGAUGCGGCGGCAGGACGUGAUGAACUGGAUGCCGAUGGAGAUGUGGAUGAUGAUGAGGAUGAAGAUGAUAUUGAUGGCGAUCGGCAAACAGAAGUGGAAGUAUCCAUCACUAGUACACCAGAUGUUGCCGCUCUAUUGGCUGGCGCCUCGAGAUCAGCAUCACCCGCAACUCCACUGAUAAGUUGUCCCGUCUGUUUAUCCGAAUUCGAAUCCCUGCCCAGUUUAUGCCAACAUUUGGAUCAACAACAUUCCGAUAUAUUGGCCAAAUGUCGUGAGUGUGAAGUCAUCUUUUCGAGUCACAAGCAACUGCAGAAACAUUGCUGUCGCGGUGGCUCAUCGUCCAGUGGUUUGCCGCCCCUCCUAAGAGCGAGUAGCUCACCAUUGCAUGGCGAACAAGAGGAUGACGACGACGUCGACCGCGAUGAUGAUGAUGAUCGAGAGAUGCGACGUGAUGGCAUGGACACUGACCAUCGCGAUGAAGUCAAGGUGGAAAAAGAAGCCGAAGCCGAGGCCAAGCAGCGUGACGAUUUCUUUCAUCAUUUGUAUUUGAAGAGCAAAACCGAACAUGCCCAUAUGUCCGAGGAUAACAAUGAGUUGGUCACAUCGCCACCAUCGCCCAUUAAGCAUGAACCGAAUGAUAGCAAAGAUUUGGCCGAUAUACAAAGCAUCCUGAACAUGACCAGUUCGAGUUGUACAUCCAGUUUUCUGCGCAACUUUGAGCAAUCGGUCAAUACGCCAUGCUCGUCGAGUCAAUACAGUCUGGAUGGCCGGGAUCAGGAGGAGGAGGCCCAAGAUGUCUUCACCUCGGAAUUCCGUCGCAUGAAAUUGCGUGGCGAAUUCCCCUGCAAAUUGUGUACGGCAGUUUUUCCCAAUUUGCGUGCUCUCAAGGGGCACAAUCGGGUGCAUUUGGGUGCAGUUGGACCCGCUGGUCCCUUCCGUUGCAACAUGUGUCCCUAUGCCGUGUGCGACAAGGCCGCCCUGGUGCGGCACAUGCGCACCCAUAAUGGGGAUCGUCCGUAUGAGUGUGCCGUCUGCAAUUACGCCUUCACCACCAAGGCGAAUUGUGAGCGCCAUUUGAGGAAUCGUCAUGGCAAAACCAGUCGUGAGGAUGUCAAACGUGCCAUUGUCUACCAUCCGGCCGAGGAUGCCAGUUGCGGUGAGGGUGAGGGUAAAUCCCGUUUAAAUGACACCGAUGAGAGUUAUCGUUCGGCAUCGCCGCCACCGCUAGAGGUGACUGCUGCCUCCCAACUGAAGCAUAUGCUGAUGAACGAUGGCCCAGGAGUGACGCAAAGUGUGCAACCGCCACCACUUAAGAUCCAGGUUAAGAGCCUGGAUCAGUUAGUGGAGAAGCAAACACCCGCCAUUAAGGCGACACCAUCGCCAGCAGCAAGUGCUAUUGAUCUCUCAAUGGAUGUGCUAGAUCUCAGCAAGAAGCCAUCUUCAAAUGCCACAGCAACAACAGCAACCGCAGCAGUAGCAGCAACAACUACUACAUUGCCAAUAACUUCGCCAAUAAACAAUGAUCUAGCCGAUCAGCAACGUCAACAGCAACAGCAGCAACAACAACAAUUGCAACUGCUAGCCCAACAGCAAUUGUUUGGCCAAAAUGAUGCUGCCUCACAAUAUAUGCAGCAACUUUUCCGCAAUCUAAUGUUUCAACAAUCCUCUGGAUUUCCCUUCUUUAACUUCAUGACACCACCAGCUCCGCCGCCACAAUCAACAUCGUCUGCUGGCUCGGCCGUUGGAGAGAAAUUGCCACCGUCAAGUGCCAUGCAGCAGCAGCAACAACAAAUGAGCCCCUCGAGCAAUCGUCUGUCCCUGCUGCCCGGUGGUCCAGUCAAAAUGGUCAUCAAGAAUGGUGUCCUAAUGCCCAAACAGAAGCAACGUCGCUAUCGCACCGAACGUCCCUUUGCCUGUGAGCAUUGCUCGGCAAGAUUUACAUUGCGUUCGAAUAUGGAGCGACAUGUGAAGCAGCAACAUCCGCAGUUCUAUGCCCAGCGCCAGCGAAGUGGCCAUCAUGUGAUGCGUGGGCGUGGGGCAGCAGCGGCCGCCCAAGCUGCAGCCGCCGCGGCAGCAGCAGCAGCAGCCCAGGCCCAUCACCAGCAGCAGUCGCCCCAUCAUCAUCACCAUCAUCAGCAGCAGCAGCAGCAGCAGCCACACCAUCAUCAUCAACAUCAUCAGGGGCAUGGACAAGGUUUGGUCACACCCAUUUCGGAGCAGGUGAAAUAUGCCAUAUUGGCCCAACAAUUGAAGGCACACAAGAACACGGAUUUGUUGCAACAGGCAUUGGCCCAUGGAUCGAGCAGUGUGGCAGCAGCAGCGGCAGCUUCAUCUCACUUGAUGAACUUCAAUUAUGCCUUGGCCAAUGGAAACGCCAAUGUCAAUGGCAACAGUAAUGGAAAUGCUCAUGGAAAUGGUCAUAGUUUGGCCAUUGACGAUGAUGAACCAAAGCUAAUCAUUGACGAGGACGAGACAGAGGCUGAAAAUGAAGCUGAACCCGAACCCGAUGAUGAUUUCGAUGAGGAUGAAGACGAUGAGGACGAGGAUGUGGGUGCCGAUGAUGACGAGGACGAUGAACAUGAUGUCGCACAAGCAGCUCACGAUGUGGAUAUGGACAAAAAGCUGGUGGUAAUUGUGGAUGAUGAGCAGCAAUCGCAUGGCAAAGAUUUGCCACAAACCAUUGAGAACAUGGCCAGUAACGAGGCAGCCAAAAAGGUGGCCGAAACCAUUUUAGAGCAGGCCAUCAAAGCUGGCAAACCCAUAAGCCAUGAAGUGGAACCAACUUCCACUACAGUUGCCAGUAGCCAUCAGGCGCCAUCCACAAUGAAGUCGAUGAUUGCUCAGGUUGAGUCCGUGGCCAAGUCACUGAAAGAUGUGGCCAGUUCACCAUUCAAUAAAGAUGAAUCUCCACUCUCCGAUUUGGUGCCGGUGUCCAAGCUAGUGGACAAUGCCACAAGCAAUCAAUCGAUGCAAAGUUUCACCAGUUAUUUUCGUCCCAGCGAUGUGGCCAAUCACAUGGAGCAGAGCGACGAGGAGGGUCUCGUUGCCUCGGGCAGCGCCAGCGAGAGUAAUAACUCCGGCACCGAAGAUGUCACCAGCAGCAGUAGCAGUGGCCAAGAGCCCAAAAAGAAAUCCGCCUACAGUCUGGCCCCCAAUCGUGUCUCGUGUCCCUAUUGCCAGCGUAUGUUCCCCUGGAGCAGUUCCCUGAGACGGCACAUUUUGACCCACACCGGGCAGAAGCCAUUCAAAUGCUCUCACUGCCCAUUGCUCUUUACCACCAAGAGCAAUUGUGAUCGUCAUUUGUUGAGGAAGCAUGGCAAUGUCGAAUCGGCCAUGUCCGUGUAUGUGCCCACCGAGGAUGUGAAUGAACCGAUACCAGUGCCCAAAUCAGUGGAAGAAAUCGAAUUGGAGGAACAACGUAAGCGCCAAGAGGCCGAGCGCGAGAAGAUCGAAUUGGAACGAGAACGGGAGCGAGAGCGUGAACUUGAGCGUGAGCGAGAACGUGAAAGGCAAUUGGAACGAGAGAGGGAAAAGGAGAGAGAACGUGAGCGAGAACGAGAAUUGGAGUUGGAGCGAGAGCAGCAGUUAAUGCAUCAAUUGGCUGCCGCAGCUCAAUUAACUCAGCAAAUGGCCGUGGCUGCCUCAUCGUCGGCAGCAGCAGCAGCCGCUGCAGCCGUCGCUGCCGCAACUUCAGCGAGUAACGAGUUGGCCAAUGGCGAUUUGCCCUUCAAGUGCCAUCUGUGUGAAUGUUCGUUUAGCGAGCGUUUACAGUGCUUGGAUCACAUUAAGCAAGCGCAUGCCCAUGAAUUUGCCUUGCUCUUGGCCAAGGGGGCUAUCGAAACGGAUGAACCCACCCAGGGAGCAAACGCAGCAGCGACGGCGGCGGCGGCGACAGUGCAGCCAACUGCUCCCCAAUCCGAUGAUGAAGGAUCUUUGGGCAUGGCCGGCAAUGGUCGUGGUGGUUCUGGUAAAUAUCCCGAUUAUAGCAAUCGCAAAGUGAUUUGCGCUUUUUGUGUUCGUCGAUUCUGGUCCACUGAGGAUUUGCGUCGUCAUAUGCGUACCCAUUCGGGUGAGAGGCCAUUUCAGUGUGAGAUUUGCCUGCGUAAAUUCACAUUGAAGCAUAGCAUGUUGCGGCACAUGAAGAAGCAUAGUGGACGUUCCCAUAAUGCUGGAGAGAUGCAAGGUGGCUCCGAUUGUUCGGAUGAUGAGCAAAUUAUGACAACAGUAACAACAACCACACCGCCAUCUACACCUCUGCCCAAUAAUAACAAUAAUAAUUGUCACAACAACAAUAACAACAACAAUAAUACAAACAACAACAACAAUAAUAACACAAACAAUAAUAAUAAUAAAUUGGGACUACGUCUACCGAAAUUGCAUGAGCUACUGGACAAGGCGAACGAGUGGCGAGCCAGUCGUUUGGGCGAGCACAAAGAGAAUUUGGGCGAGCAACAACACCGUGCAACAACACCGGGAGCAACUCCAUCUGCUGUGGCUGGUUCAACCGAUCUCAUUGGCAAUCUAUUGGGCAUCAGCGAUCAGGGUAUAUUGAACAAAUUGCUCUCGUCCGCCGAUGAGGCAGCCAAAUUUCUGGGAGUGGACAAGUAAAUUGACGAAGAAUAUGAUUAACGAAUCAAUGUUCUAUAUAUAUAUAUAUAU